CCAAUGAGCAGCGCGCGGCGCCACCGCGCGCCCUUCGUUGGCGCGGCGGCCCCGGGCGGGGUGUGUGGGGGGAUUGCCGCCUCACCAAUCCUCGCCCGCGUCGGUCGCACGUGACCCCUCCCCCUGCUCCCAUUCAUCAGGGGGGGGGGGACGACGGUGUCGUCCUUUCAAUUCAUUUAUCUGCAGGAAUGAUUGCUGCUAUCAGUCUCGCGCUCACCGCCCGGCUGAGGAGCCUUGACUCGAGGCCCUCUCGGCAGAGACUGAGCGGCGAGAAAGUGAGAGCCCGGCCGGCGCGGUUCGAGCGGCUGGCGCCGGAGCCCGCCUUCUACCGGCCGGCAGUCAUCUCGCUUGCCUGCCUUUGGCCGGGCGGGUGCCGGCUAGCGCCUGGCCACUGCCUGCUGGCUGAGACUUCGUUAGGUGGGUCGACUCCCCCUCCCUCCUCCUCUUCUUCCUCCUCUUCCUCCGCCUCCCAUUUCUCCUCCUCCUCCUGAUCUUCCCUCCUUGGCGGGCGAGGGUGGGGGGGGCGGGGGAGGCCGGGGCUUGCCCCGUGCAGCCACGAUGCUCCUGGACGCCGGACCCCAGUAUCCCGCGAUCGGUGUGACCACCUUUGGUGCAUCCCGGCACCACUCGGCGGGCGACGUGGCCGAAAGAGACGUGGGCCUGGGUAUCAACCCGUUCGCCGACGGCAUGGGCGCCUUCAAGCUCAACCCCAGUUCGCACGAACUGGCCUCGGCCGGCCAGACUGCCUUCACGUCGCAGGCUCCGGGCUACGCCGCUGCCGCGGCCCUGGGCCACCAUCACCACCCCGGCCACGUCGGCUCCUACUCCAGCGCUGCUUUCAAUUCUACCCGGGACUUUCUGUUCCGCAACCGGGGCUUCGGCGACGCGGCGGCGGCAGCUAGCGCCCAGCACAGUCUCUUCGCUGCUUCGGCCGGCGGCUUCGGGGGCCCACACGGCCAUACGGACGCCGCGGGCCACCUUCUUUUUUCUGGGCUUCACGAGCAGGCGGCCGGCCACGCUUCGCCCAACGUGGUCAACGGGCAGAUGCGGCUAGGUUUCUCCGGGGACAUGUACCCACGGCCGGAGCAGUACGGCCAGGUGACCAGCCCGCGAUCCGAGCACUAUGCCGCACCGCAGCUUCACGGCUAUGGGCCCAUGAACGUGAACAUGGCUGCACACCACGGCGCUGGAGCCUUCUUCCGCUAUAUGCGCCAACCCAUCAAGCAAGAGCUUAUCUGUAAAUGGAUCGAGCCGGAGCAGCUGGCCAACCCCAAAAAGUCCUGCAACAAAACUUUCAGCACCAUGCACGAGCUGGUCACGCACGUCACGGUGGAGCACGUCGGCGGCCCAGAGCAGAGCAACCACAUCUGCUUCUGGGAGGAGUGUCCACGCGAGGGCAAGCCCUUCAAAGCCAAAUACAAACUGGUCAACCACAUCCGCGUGCACACGGGCGAAAAGCCUUUUCCCUGCCCGUUUCCUGGCUGCGGCAAGGUUUUCGCGCGUUCAGAGAACCUCAAGAUCCACAAAAGGACGCACACAGGGGAGAAGCCCUUCAAGUGCGAGUUCGAGGGCUGCGACCGGCGCUUCGCCAACAGCAGCGACCGCAAGAAGCACAUGCACGUGCACACUAGCGACAAGCCCUACCUUUGCAAGAUGUGCGAUAAGUCCUACACGCACCCCAGCUCUCUGCGCAAACACAUGAAGGUCCAUGAGUCCUCUUCUCAGGGCUCACAGCCUUCGCCCGCCGCCAGCUCGGGGUAUGAAUCGUCCACGCCACCCACCAUCGUGUCUCCCACCACAGACAACCCGACCACCAGCUCCAUGUCGCCCUCCUCCUCCGCGGUCCACCACACAGCCGGCCACAGCGCGCUCUCUUCCAAUUUUAACGAAUGGUACGUUUAAAAUCAGAAACAAAACAUGCCGACCCCCUAUUUAAGAGACUGAACACACACGUAUAUACAUACACAGUAUUAUUCAAAGAAUCCUGAAACUCGAGACACCCCUCGUCCCGAUCCCGCAAACGUUUGUUUUGUUUGUUUGAUUUUGUUUUUAAAUCUGCCAGAAAUCCAGGACUGAGUAAAACAGAGGAAGCAGCAAACCUUUAGUUCCCCCCUCCCCAAAUUUCUUUUCUUUUUCCCCCACUUUGAAAAGGUUUGGUAGCUGAAGGGCCGGAGGGGUGGACGAGAAGGCGGCUGCCUGACCGAACACCGCCAAAGGCCCUGAUGGCCAAUUUCUCUUGGAUCAGAACACGCUCUCUGGGGCUUCAGUUUUUCUUUAUCUUCUUGUUUUGUUUUCUUGUAAAUACAGAAUUAUUAGCUUAAA
Messenger RNA from Rattus rattus (black rat), 2322 nucleotides. It is a transcript of the gene Zic1, whose product is annotated as Zic family member 1. The transcript has 4 exons. Gene Ontology annotation, cellular component: nucleus. The record is from RefSeq and is a predicted model, not a curated record. Lineage: Eukaryota; Metazoa; Chordata; Mammalia; Rodentia; Muridae. Gene Ontology annotation, biological process: central nervous system development; regulation of transcription by RNA polymerase II. Gene Ontology annotation, molecular function: RNA polymerase II cis-regulatory region sequence-specific DNA binding; DNA-binding transcription factor activity, RNA polymerase II-specific. The coding region runs from base 559 to 1902 and encodes 447 amino acids.